UUGAUUAAAAUAGUAUAGUCAACCACAAACGUCGUGCACUACUCCCUCGUAGUUCACAAACACAUCAACAUCAUGGCUAAGGUAGUCAAGAUUUUGUUACUCUUUGUAAGCUGUUUGAUGUUUGUAAAUCAAGCUGUAAUUAUAACCACAAGUACCACCGAUGCGGGGAUCAUCAAAGGCAAAACAAAAACAGUCUCUAUUGACGAUAAUAAUGUGACCAUUGUACAGUAUUUAGGUAUCCCUUUUGCCGAGCCCCCCGAGCGUUUCAAGCAUUCCGUUUUAAAAUCAAGAAAUGUAACCGAUGUAUUUGAAGCCUACGAUUAUGGUCCAUCUUGUCUUCAAGUUAUCUAUGUGGCUGGUCAAUCAACAAAAAUGGACGAGGAUUGCUUGAGGUUAAACAUUUUUACACCAUAUAACGUUUCUCGGGGGAAUCAACAAUACCCCGUAAUGGUCUUUAUUUAUGGCGGUGGCUUCGUUUCCGGUGAUUCUUCCUUAUAUGGAGGUGAACUACUGACAGGUUACACCGAUGUGAUAUUAGUGACCAUCAACUAUAGACUUGGACCUUUUGGAUUUUUAUCGACCGGGGAUGAACAUGCUCCUGGAAAUGUUGGAAUAAUUGAUCAGCGAACUGCCCUAAAAUGGGUGAACGCUAACAUUGAUAGUUUUGGUGGAAACAGCUCUAUGAUAACCAUCUUUGGAUCAUCUGCUGGGAGCUCCAGCGUUAUGUAUCACAUGCUAUUUGAAAACGAGACAUUAUUUCAAAGAGGUAUAGCUCAAAGUGGCUCCUUAAAUUCACCAUUUGCCCAAUCCACACCAGAAGGAAAUUUUAAACAGGCCAAAAAAUUAGCUAUGCGGUUUAAUUGUUCGUUACCGCCAAUAGACAGAGAAAUAACCAGUGAGCAGAUUGUGAAAUGUCUUCAGAACGCUACAGUACAGGAUAUGCUGAAAUAUGGAUAUGGUCUAGAAGAUUUUACCUGGGCUCCGAGUUUCCCGCUUGAUAAAUUAGACACCGUCCAUUGGCCACAGAAGCCCAACCAUACAGGUGAAUUAAAAAAUAUUUAUCAGAGCAAAGAUUUGUUACUGGGAACCGAUGGAUAUGAAGGACAUUACAUGUUUCAAUUCGUCGGGGUUGGCAUGAUUCAAAAGAUGAAAAAUGGAUCCAUUGAAGAUUUGCGAAAUCUUUUCCGCCAUUUUAUCAGAAAUUCUGACGUUUUAAAGACGAGAGCUCCCGAUUCCAACUCAUUAGAAGCUCUGGUGGAGGCUGCGAUGCAUCUAUACACGAACGCCGAGAAUCCCAACGACGUGAAUUUUAAUUUAAAACAAGUCAGUGAUUACUUGACGGAUAUCUGGUUUCUUCUGCCUGCUUAUAAAGAUACAGCAAGUCAUUCCUAUAUGAACGGUAAAACUAAAACCUACCAGUAUGAAUUCAAUCAUCAGUAUCCUUACAUGCCUCCGGGAAACGAAUGGUUGAAAGGGGCUACACAUGGUCAGGAGCUGAUUUACAUAUUUGGGUUCCCAGAUUCUAUGAAACUCAAUGGAUUUACAAAGGAACAGGCAGCGGCUGAAUGGCCAUUUUGUAAAAUCGUAAUGGACUAUUGGACUAACUUUGCUAAAUCAGGAAACCCGAACAAACCCAGGGCUGUACCACAAGAAUGGAAACUCUACACCAACGAUAAACAAGAGUAUUUGUAUUUUCCCAACUCGGGGAAUCCUGAAAUCAAGACGUACAUACACGCUAGACGAGUCACAUUCUGGCAGGAUUAUAUUCCUCAACUUCUGAAACGAACAACACUACCACCACCACCACCACCCAAGUGUCCUACUUCAUCUGCAACUCAAAAUCCUUUGAAUGGUUGUCUGUAUAUAAGUCUUGUAUUCAUAUUUUGUGUAUUUUACCGACAUUAUUGAUAAAUGAUGGAACUAGGGCGGUGGUGGGUGGAGUGGUUAUCUUCCAGUCAUUAUUAACCCCUUCGCUAAUCUCGAUCGGUCUAGUCCAAAUAGCCGUCUCUUCUACAAUUUAAAAUGUAUAAUACAAGUUGUACCGUGUGUAACCUGUGUACGUCUUACGGCUGGUCAAAUAAAAAAUAUAACUGAACUAAACUAGAAUUGAUUGUUAACACACAAAAAAAUCCCAUAGGUUACAGAGUGAUCUGUAUUCGUGAACAGCCAUACAAUCAGGAAUCGUAUGCACAAUAAACAAUAUUUUGUAUAGACAAAGUAGAUGUAGUCGAGGAGAAGGCAAUUUAUGCCUGAAAAAUCGAGAGCACUCAUUCUCAAGAUCAUCUACCACAGAUAUAUUAUUUUUUACACCCAAGUCGCCAUGUACACUUCUGGAAAUCAAAUUGUUUUUUUUUUUAACUAAAUUGUUUUUUUUUUGCUAUGAAAUGAACUAGAAUACUGCUUGGGUCAAUAAUAUGGUUGCAGACACUACCCGAGCGUCUGUGUCAUCAGAUCCAAGAGAAGGAACACAUGUUCGUUUGUGGGUUUUUCUCACACACUUGUUUAAUAUCGCGUAUGCUAUUAACUGUGUAAUAGACAAGUCAAAUGCCGUUCACUUACACAAUUUAUUCAUAUUACUGUUUGCAUUUUUGAAGAUUAUGUACAUACAAUUCGGUGGUUUCUCUGAUGGCCGCCAUUUUGAAUCUGAAGAAUCCGUUUUGGGGGGAGAAGAAGCCGUUUAGUUAAAUCGGAUUAGUUAGGGAAAAGAAAGUUAGGCCGAUGUGGUAGGGCAUUGCCACUAGAAAGAUUGGUCUGUAGGGAAUCCCGGCUUAGAGUUAGUAAUUAUCUCCCACUAACCCUAAACUUAAUCCUUCUGGGAUCCAGAGAGAGAGAGAGAAAAUAUCAUUCAAAUUACUUUACUCUGAGCGAAGUUAUCACUGUUUGUAGUUUUGACAAGAUGUGUGCAUUAAUUGUUUAUUUUCGUUACCAUGGUACUUAGGUACUGGUUAUUCGAGACUUAGCCUCACUUCUUCAUUUAUAAAUUAAAUGGCCGAACCGUUCUAAUCUACUCAAUAUCGGAGCCAUCCCAUGGCUGAUUGUGGUCUUGGCUGUUAAUAAAUGUCUAAUUAAUAUUCUAUACAA
Messenger RNA from Patella vulgata (common limpet), 3081 nucleotides. Its product is annotated as cholinesterase 2. Bases 73 to 1908 code for a protein of 611 amino acids. The transcript is spliced from 2 exons. The record is from RefSeq and is a predicted model, not a curated record. Lineage: Eukaryota; Metazoa; Mollusca; Gastropoda; Patellidae.